ACCAUCCCGCAGCUGCCCUGUUGUGAUUGGUUGAGACACUCCAAACCGGGAUAUUUUGAAAACAGGGUGGCUGCUGCUAGUUUUGUGACUGUUUUCCGAAGAGACGUUAGUGGCUUUUAGCCUAAACGUGCAGAAGAAAAGAUUUUACAAGUUCUUUAUGGAGCAGGAUUCGUGGGAUGCUGCGUGUCCGGGGAACGACGCGUCAGACGUGGUCGUGGUUAAUCUGGACUUUGGUAACGGAGACACGGACAACGGCCCGGCCGAUAAAGGCUACGGCGGGGCGGAUAUAAGUCGAGCCUUGUUUAAAAACGAGGAGGAGAAGAAAGAUGAAGAUGGCAGUGAUGACGACAGUGGAACAUACUACUAUAACACUGAAGCGUCGGGGACUGGGCUGCAGAGACGUGAGCCACCUUCAGGAGGAAGUUCAAGUCUUCCUGACACGUUCCAGACCAGCCACCUGUUGUUCUACGAGAGGUUCAAGGCCUACCAGGACUACAUGCUCGGAGACUGUAAGCCUUCAGAGGUGAAGGACUUCACAGCAGACUACCUGGAGAAGACGGUGGAGCCAUGUGACUGGUUGGCUCUUUGGUCUACUGAUAUCUUUGAUGUUCUGGUGGAGGUGCGAGACGUGGAAGUGAAGGACCUGAAGGCACGUGUGAGGCUGGUGCUGCCUCUGCAGUGUGAUACCAGAGGCGUUGAGCUCCAUGAAGAGGCCAUGACGUCUCUCCUGGAGGCCACUCAGCACAAAGUGCCCCUGCAGGAGCUGCAGGUGGUCUACGAGGAGUCUGGGGACAUUGAUCAGACUGCCCUUGCCCUUGAGCAUGUAAGGUUUUUCUAUAAACACAUCUGGAGGGAGUGGGAUGAGGAAGAGGAGGAUGAUGACUUUGACUACUUUGUCCGCUGUGUGGAACCCCGGAUACGACUCUACUACGACAUGUUGGAGGACAGAGUCCCAGCAGGCCUGGUGGCAGAGUACCAGUCCUUACUGGAGAAGUGUUCCAAGUGCUUCCAGCAGUUCUCCGCGUUGCGCAGUGGCCUCAGUGCCGACUCGGACUCGGAGCUCGACAACGUGUCCAUGGUAGAGGGCCUGAAGCUCUGUGACCAGCUGGAGACCUUCAAACGCAAGCUGCGCAUCAUUGAGAACCCCCUGCUGAGAUACGUGCUGGCCUAUAAAGGAAAUACGAGGCAGCAGUGUGUGCAGAGCAGAGGACCUCGAGCUUCAGGCGCAAAGGUGGUUCAUGUGGUUACAGCGUCCUGCAGCACCGUCCAGCUGCAGUCCCUGCUUAGUGCCAGACUCAUUCCUCUAUGCUCAUCUGAAGACACUGAAAUUCAGUUCCACAGAGAGCCGGUAUCAGCUGUGGAUUCGUGCUAUCAGGGCGACUUGGUGAUUGUUCUCCCAGGAAUGUACAGUGUCAGCAGCUCCAUCUUCAUACCAGACUCCAUCACCAUAGAAGGCUUUGGGUUUCCUGAUGAAGUGGUGAUUGAGAAGAAAAGCAAAGGUGACUCAUUUGUGGAGUCUACAGGCGCUGAUGUCAGACUCUCCAACAUCAAGUUCAUCCAGCAUGAUGCCAUUGAAGGCAUUCUGUGGGCAAGAGCAUUCAUGAUCCACAACACCCAGCACAACCUGUGUCUGGAAGAUUCAGCAGAUACAGUGCAACAACCAGGUGACGGAGACAAAGAUGGCCGCAGCUUACCUGGAGCUUUCAACACGCUUCCAUCGACGCUUAGACGACAGGAGCAGCAGUCUCUGCAUUUGAAACGGAUAAAAGAAUGGGACACAUGUUUGGUGGCAGUAGAUCAUCCUGGUAGUUCAUCCGUUCCUCAGAGCUGGGUCCUGCCGAACCCCCCAUCAGACCAGGCCUGGGCCUCCGCCCUGCAGACGAGUGACACGGACUGUGAGAACCUCUGA
Messenger RNA from Pundamilia nyererei, 1909 nucleotides. It is a transcript of the gene shcbp1, whose product is annotated as SHC SH2-domain binding protein 1. The record is from RefSeq and is a predicted model, not a curated record. Lineage: Eukaryota; Metazoa; Chordata; Actinopteri; Cichliformes; Cichlidae. Gene Ontology annotation, biological process: fibroblast growth factor receptor signaling pathway. The coding region runs from base 158 to 1909 and encodes 583 amino acids. The transcript is spliced from 12 exons.